UUCUUGCGGAUUAUCAGAAUCAAAACAAAAACUGUAAAUUGAAAUUUGCAGCCUCGAAAAUCUUUGAAAAAUAUUAGCAGUGCACAAAGCUCGUAAAUUUUCUAUUGCGAUGGCACAAAGUGGCACGCGACCUUCCCUGGCCUCGCAGAGCAGCGAGAUGGCCACGGCGGAGGACAUGAAGGAGGCUGGCCUCGACGACGCCGUCACUAGACUCCUUGAUGGGUACGACUGGGCCAGCCUGCCCGUGACUCAGAAGUCGACGUCGCGCAGUCGUGCGCACAUCAAGCGCCCCAUGAACGCCUUCAUGGUGUGGGCGCAGGCUGCGCGACGGAAGCUCUCCGACCAACACCCACAGCUGCACAACGCUGAGCUCUCCAAGACGCUCGGCAAACUCUGGAGGGUGCUGAGUGACGAAGAGAAGCAGCCGUUCAUAGAGGAGGCAGAGAGGCUGCGCACGCAGCACAAGCGCGACCAUCCCGACUACAAGAUAUCCUUGCUGGGCAGCAGCAGCAGCAGCUACACGUGCAGCAGCGGCAGCGUGAGCAGCAGUGCGGUGCAGCUGCACACUCCUGCAGCGCUGCACCACCACACCGCACCACCCACACCACCCAGGACACCACAGAACCCGCUCCUUGCUGGCGGACGUGGCUCUAUUGCAGCUCAAGCUGCCUCCAGCUCAGCCAGCGUCGGGGCAGCUCAUCAUGCAGCUGCAAGCAGCGCCUGCAGCAGAGGUAAUAACAACAGCAAUCCCCGCGCUGAUUGUUCUUAUAAACCGGACAGCGUGACAAGAAAUAGCAGCCUGACCAACACGAUAACCUCCCCUCUCUUCGGUCCGUCGAACACUGCGGGACUCGGGCAUGUGUUGGGGCAUCACUCGGGACUGGAGGAGUCGGCCCGCGCUCACCACCACCAACAUCAUCACCACCUGCUCACCAGUAACGCAUCGACCAACAGUGCAGCGUUCCACCCUCCUUGUUUCUCCGCCCCCACCACCACCUCCCCAUUCUUCAGGGACUCUACUGACCCUGCAAACAUGAGCACUGCCAUCAUGAGGCCUCCUUCCUUCAGCCAGGACUUCUUUCAGAAUCACAUGCUUGGAGCGAGCAGCAGCAGCAGCGGUGGCCACGGUGGCCAGAGCGCUGCAGGAGGACAAGGAGGCCAAGCCUUCUACCCAUACGGCCACCAGGGGCUGCCUCAUCCUUAUUAUAUGACGCCAAGAUAAAAAAAAAUAACUCAGUACUCACUGCAGU
This is a messenger RNA of Hyalella azteca, 1250 nucleotides long. RefSeq names its product transcription factor Sox-8. The record is from RefSeq and is a predicted model, not a curated record. Bases 110 to 1222 code for a protein of 370 amino acids. The transcript has 8 exons. NCBI's taxonomy places the organism in Eukaryota, Metazoa, Arthropoda, Malacostraca, Amphipoda, Hyalellidae. Gene Ontology annotation, cellular component: nucleus. Gene Ontology annotation, biological process: regulation of transcription by RNA polymerase II. Gene Ontology annotation, molecular function: RNA polymerase II cis-regulatory region sequence-specific DNA binding; DNA-binding transcription factor activity, RNA polymerase II-specific.